AUGCGUUUCUUCGCCCUUACCGCCGUCACUCUCGUUUCCGUCGCCUCGGCAGACUUCACCUCAUACUGCUGUAACGGACUUCGGCCCCUCACAACGGGCGACAUUGCCUGGGCGUUGGAUGCCAAGAACGGCCGCACCGCCGAGAUGGGUAUCGCCGGAGGUGCCAUGUACAGCUCCCAAGUCGGCAUGUGCACGUUCAAUGGCACACAGCCCAUGGCUUGCGGCAAGUACAUUACAUCUGCCCGCACAUCUGACCGGGCCGGAACUAGGCUCAAGAACGGCUUUCUCUUUUGUGACGAUACGUCGUACAUGAAGACCAACCACUGGGAUUGUCCAUUUUGA
Colletotrichum destructivum is the source of this 342-nucleotide messenger RNA. RefSeq lists its product as uncharacterized. The coding region runs from base 1 to 342 and encodes 113 amino acids. Lineage: Eukaryota; Fungi; Ascomycota; Sordariomycetes; Glomerellales; Glomerellaceae. The record is from RefSeq and is a predicted model, not a curated record. The transcript has a single exon.